Messenger RNA from Coturnix japonica (Japanese quail), 2367 nucleotides. RefSeq names its product chromobox 1 (gene CBX1). Gene Ontology annotation, cellular component: nucleus. NCBI's taxonomy places the organism in Eukaryota, Metazoa, Chordata, Aves, Galliformes, Phasianidae. The record is from RefSeq and is a predicted model, not a curated record.
GGGUGCGGGUCGCGGCGCAUGCGUGGUGAAGAGCGGCGGGUAUUGAGGCUGGCCGGGCUCUUUUGUUCGACGGAGGCAGACGGAGAGCGCCAGGCCCGAGGCCUCGGCCCCUUGUAGGCCGCUUCUAUUGGGAUCCAUUGGCGGGGCUGUGUAAGCAGCGUCGCCCGUAAGCUGAAAAACUGGCCAGCACAAUGGGAAAAAAACAGAACAAGAAGAAAGUAGAAGAGGUCUUAGAGGAAGAGGAGGAGGAGUAUGUGGUGGAGAAGGUCCUGGAUCGACGAGUGGUGAAGGGCAAAGUGGAAUAUCUGCUGAAAUGGAAAGGCUUCUCCGAUGAAGAUAACACAUGGGAGCCAGAGGAGAACCUCGACUGCCCAGACCUCAUUGCAGAGUUCCUUCAAUCCCAGAAAACUGCACAUGAGAGUGAGAAGUCUGAGGGAAGCAAACGCAAAGCAGAGUCUGACACGGAGGACAAAGGGGAGGAGAGCAAACCAAAGAAGAAGAAGGAGGAGUCGGAGAAACCACGAGGUUUUGCCCGGGGCUUUGAACCAGAGCGGAUCAUCGGUGCCACAGAUUCCAGCGGGGAGCUCAUGUUCCUGAUGAAGUGGAAGAACUCUGAUGAGGCCGACCUGGUCCCCGCCAAGGAAGCCAACAUCAAGUGCCCCCAGGUGGUCAUCUCGUUCUAUGAGGAGAGGUUGACAUGGCAUUCCUACCCCUCAGAGGACGAUGACAAGAAAGAGGACAAGAACUAAACCCUGGCACCCACCUUGGCCAGCCUUUGUAUAAAGAUCUGAACUGUGGGUUUGAGCAAGAGGGGGGAGAACGCAGCUCUGCUCUAUGGGGAGCGUAGAGAUGGCUGGAGAAGAUGCCCUUUGAAGAGACCAGUAUGGUUUCUGUGCCCUGCAGCUGCUCCACUGCUUUAUGCAGCUUCAUGCUGUGUACAGAUUCAAACCAGCCCCACUCAUUGGGGAAGGGGUGGGGGGAGGGAGGGAAGGGUGAGGGAUAUGGGGGCGUAGGGGGGGAGGCCAUGGGAUUUCCAGGCUGUCCAUUUGGCAGCUUGUGGGAGAGGAAACCAAACCCCUUCCAUGAAGGACUGUCACUGGUGAUGGGUGGGCUGGGGUAAAGGAGUGCAGAUGGAUACUGCUCAUUCUUCAAAGACCAUCUCAACAACCCACAGCCUUCUUCCCAAUAGUGUUAACUCUGCAUUUUUACUGCGUAGCAUGUGUGUAGGUUUGUUUGUUUUUUGAGGGGGGGGGGUUGUUUUAUUUUCUGUUGUUGGUUUUAUUUCUGUUCUGUUUUUCUUUUGCUGUUACUGGUGUAUCGGUCUUUGGGGGGGAUGGGGGGGGGGGGGGGGGGGAUGAAAUUGGUCUGUUGUUUUAUUGAGGGGAGGGAGGGAGGUGAGUUCUGAUGAUGAUGUUUCCAGAUCAUUUACAGGUCAUUUGUUUUUAAGAACCUGAAUUCACAAAACAGACAAAAAUAAGAGCCCAGUAUUGAUGACCAGAAUUAAGGAGACAGACAGGGAUGCUGACAUGAGGCUGUGAAUGUCCGCAGCUUUGGAGCUGAGCUCCUCCAAACCCUCAGAGCAGUUUGUAUUGAGGGGGGGGGUGGGAAGGUGGGGAUGGGGGGGAGACUUGUGAACAUACAAACUUGUGAUUCGUAUUGUCCUGAAGCAGAACUGCCACUUACUGACACACGCAUUGUAUGUGGGAGGGUGGGCUGGGGAUGCAUCUGAACCCUUUGAAAGCCUUUGUACCUAUUCUGUUUUACUUCUCCAUCACAAGGUGCUAUUUGUCAAAAUGGAGGAGGGGAGGGAAAUAGGGGUGGGGGGGAAAGACUUGUGACUAUUGAUUCCUUUUCCUACCUUAACUUGACUGUCCAGCCAGCAGCACUGGGCACCCUUCACAUUUCACACAUGGGAGAGAGAGGAAACAACGAACAGCACAAAGAAAAUCAAAAAAGAGAAUGAAUUCCGUAUUCUCCCAUAACAAGCAAUUGGGUUUUGUUUUCUUCUUUAGGAGGGUCAGACAUUGGUGCCGGAGUCAGAUGAGUAACCCAGAACCUUUUUAUUCUUACAAACCCAAUUUCAUUACAAACAAUGACUUAUUUAAUGUCUGGAAUUAUGAGCCCAGCCAGACUCCUGGCACUUCCUUGUAGGUCGGUAUGUAUUUAGAUUUGCAUUGUACAAACCUUUGUUGUUCUUUAUUUUUUUGUUUAAAAAAAGCAUGUGUUUAGGUUCCUGUGAAAGAAAAAAAACCAUUGUUGAAAUGUAAAGUACGUGUUUGGAUUUUAACUUCAUCCCAAGCUCUGUCUGCUUUGGUUUGGUUUAUUAUUUUUGGGUCUCUCAAUAAAAUUUUAGAUUUAUAAUCUUGA